AUGACACUGUUUAACAAUUUCCGUAAAUUUAGUAAUUUUGUGAAGCCGCUCAAAAGGACGGAGUGUCUCUUGGUACUAUCAAAGCGCACAUAUGCCAAUGGGACAUACGACUAUGACUUGGCGGUCAUCGGUGGUGGGUCGGGGGGCCUAGCCUGCGCCAAGGAGGCUGUGAACCAGGGUGCUAGAGUAGCAGUGUUAGAUUACGUGACACCGUCCCCACAAGGUACGAAAUGGGGACUCGGCGGAACGUGUGUGAACGUUGGAUGCAUACCGAAGAAGUUGAUGCAUCAGGCUGCUUUGCUUGGAGAGGCUAUUCAUGAAGCUGUGGCAUACGGUUGGGAAGUACCCUCAGCGGAUCAAAUCAAAAUCAACUGGUCGGCUUUAACGGAGUCCGUACAGAACCACAUUAAAUCCGUCAACUGGGUCACAAGGGUGGACCUCAGGGAGAAGAAAAUAGAGUACAUCAACGGAUUAGGAUCGUUUAAGGACCCGCACACGUUAAUAGCAACAAUGAAGAAUGGCAGCAAGAAGGAGCUCACGGCGAAGAAUGUUGUGAUCGCGGUUGGUGGCAGGCCCCACUACCCCGAUAUUCCCGGGGCUAAGGAGUAUUGCAUAAGCAGCGACGACAUCUUCAGUUUGAGCCAUCCUCCUGGCAAGACUCUGGUUGUUGGUGCUGGAUAUAUUGGUUUGGAAUGCGCCGGCUUCCUAAACUCGCUGGGCUACUCCGCGACAGUGUUGGUCCGGUCAGUUCCCCUGCGCGGCUUCGACCAACAGAUGGCGACGAUGAUCACCAACGAGAUGGAGGAGAAGGGCGUCAAGUUCUUCAACCGCUGCAUACCGGUGUCGGUUGAGAAACUGGAGUCCGGACAGCUGAAGGCGCGGUGGUUAAACACGGAGACAAAAGAACAAGGCGAAGACGUUUUCGACACCGUGCUCUUGGCCACUGGACGAUAUGCUCUCACUGAACAACUCAACCUCGCAGCGGCUGGCGUUAGUGUGCUAUCGGACAGCGGCAAGGUGGUCGCGAGCACGGAGCAGACCAACGUGCCGCACAUAUUCGCGGUGGGGGACGUGUUGGAAGGCCGGCCGGAGCUGACUCCCGUGGCCAUCCACGCGGGCCGUCUGCUGGCGCGCAGAAUGUUCGCGGGAGGUUCGCAGCAGAUGGACUACGAGAACGUCGCCACCACGGUGUUCACGCCGCUGGAGUACGGCUGCGUGGGCUUGAGCGAGGAGACCGCCACUGAGAGGUACGGCGCGGACAACCUAGAAGUGUACCACGCGUUCUACAAACCCACGGAGUUCUUCAUUCCGCAGCGCAACAUUCGCAACUGCUACCUGAAGGCCGUAGCUCUACGCGAGGCGCCGCAACGGGUCCUGGGGCUCCACUUUGUUGGCCCUGUCGCCGGGGAGGUCAUACAGGGCUUCGCGGCCGCUGUCAAAUGCGGUCUAACAAUGGAGCAAUUGUCCAACACGGUGGGCAUACACCCCACUGUGGCGGAAGAGUUCACGCGCCUCAACAUCACCAAGCGCUCCGGCAAGGACCCCAACCCGGCUUCCUGCUGCAGCUAAACACCACCAGCUGAGUGGUAUCCGCACAAGGGACCCGGCGAUACACCUACCACCAUCGAACUAUCACAGUACCACUUAAAUGUAACAUGUAACCUUUCGGCCGGCCGGUUUGCUUGCCAAUACAUUGCCACUACUCGAUACACAGUAGCUUACUGUGAGAUUUUCUACCUUCGAAAUCGAAAGAGCGUAAUCUACUGAAAACACCGUACUCAGUAGGUAGAUGGCGCUCUCUCGAUUUCAUACAAAUCUUAGAUAAUUUUCCCUCUCACUCCAUCGGGGUAAACGGAGUAGUUAUUUGGGACUUGCACCCACUGAAAACCUUGUGUGCCUCGAAUAGACCUCUAAGUGCGAUUACGGUAUUCACCGCACUCACGUAAUUAUAGGUCUCGUCACGCAAAUAAGUUUUAAACAUAAUACUAUUGGAUGUUUGUUUUCCAGUGUAAUAAUCAUUAAAGUGAGUUAUUUCAAUAAAACAAUGGCCUAAACUAUAUAAACCUAUAAAUAACGAUUAACGAAUUAGUAGGAUCGACUUGCUCAUUUCAAGUGACGCGCGAUGUUCGAGAGAAAAUUUAGCUAAUCAAAACAAUAUACUUCAUUUUUUUAUUGUUUGUUGUAUCACGAUUUUCAAAUCUUAAUGUACUAUAACAAGUUGUCUAUUCCACGAAAAACAAUACGACUUGUCAUCUGAUAGGAAAUUGUCUUUUUGCUAGCGGCAAUUGUACAAUCGAUAACUUAUGCAACAUUAUGCAAAAUUUAUGACGUUAAAUAUUACGUCGAAAAAAUUCAGUUCGCAGAACAUCAAAGGUCCCUUUGUAUGAAUGAGAGAUAUCUUAAAAUUUCUAUAUUUAGAACUGUUUGAAUUUAGAAUUUAAAUGUUCUUUAGGAAAUAUUAUUGAGGUCCCUAUGGCAUAGAGUGUAAUAUUUUAAACAAUGAUAUUCUUAGCACAGAUAAUAAAUAAUAAAUGUCCAUCAUGUUUAGUAAUCUGUAUCUAACAGACAGUAGGCUAGGUUACGGUGUAUGAAAAUUCGAAAUUCAUUCCUACAAAUUUUAAGAUAUAAAAUAGUACAUGUUAAUAAAAUCUCAUAUAAAUGUUGUGCCAGAAAGGUAUUAUUAAUUUUCAUGUUUCAUGUUAAUAAAAAAAAAAUGUUAUGAACAUACUAAUGACUAUCAAAAUAGUAUUUAUAAGGGCAUUUUAUUUUUCAUAGAGAGAAAUAAUAGAUAGACUAAACAUAGAAGACAAAAAUAAAGUAUUCUUAUGCCGAAAAUUAUAAUAAGUUACCAAUUUUUAAACGACUACAAAAUGAUACUGUUCUGGAUUUUUUUUAUCCCUAAGAUCAUUUAAAUAAUAUGCUUGCUGUGAAUAAACUUGCCACGUUUGCACACGAAGUUACAAAAGAUAUGAAAAAGCGAAGAUAUAUUUACUUCUAUUGUGCACAAAAUUAAGACUAAUAAAAUAUAUUCACGGGAUAAACACACUCGAUAUAAAAUAUAUUAAAAAUAAAUAAUAAUUUUUGGCCUUGAACAUCCCGUGAGGAUAAUUUAGGUAUAAUUUUUUCUAAAACUUAAUUUUAUACUAUUUGAUCAAAAUGGGUACUAAUUAUUUGAUACAAACGUUUACUAUUGGAAUUGUAAAUAUAAAUGAAUUUCAUUGUUGUCUCGAUGUCGUGAGAAGAUUUGUUAAUUUACGUAGACAGAAAAUAUGUGACCUUUUUGUUUUGCAAAAGAUUUGCUCGUCUGCGUAUUUAUUAUUAUUAUACGUAUUACCUGCUAGUUUCCAGUGCACCCGUCGAGUGUCUUCUAUAAGGCAAGCGUUGUUCUUAAUCUAAUUUAAUUAUUAUGAAUAAUCAGUUCGUUUAUCAGUGUAUUUUUAUUUCUAUUGUGAUUCAACUAAUAAAGUGAUAUAUUUUU
Messenger RNA from Pararge aegeria (speckled wood butterfly), 3478 nucleotides. RefSeq names its product thioredoxin reductase 1, mitochondrial (gene Trxr1). The coding region runs from base 1 to 1569 and encodes 522 amino acids. Gene Ontology annotation, molecular function: flavin adenine dinucleotide binding; glutathione-disulfide reductase (NADPH) activity; thioredoxin-disulfide reductase (NADPH) activity. Gene Ontology annotation, cellular component: mitochondrion; cytosol. Gene Ontology annotation, biological process: cell redox homeostasis; cellular response to oxidative stress; glutathione metabolic process. Lineage: Eukaryota; Metazoa; Arthropoda; Insecta; Lepidoptera; Nymphalidae. The record is from RefSeq and is a predicted model, not a curated record. The transcript has 8 exons.